GCCAGCAAGUCAAAGAUGCCUUUCGUCAAGCUCGUCAAGAAUGAUGCGUACUACAGCAGAUAUCAGGUCAAGUACCGCAGGCGCAGAGAGGGCAAGACGGAUUACCGUGCUCGCAAGCGCUUAAUCAGCCAGGCAAAGAACAAGUACAACUCGCCAAAGUACCGCCUCGUCGUGCGUUUCACGAACAAAGACAUCAUCUGCCAGGUCGUACAUGCCAAGAUCGUUGGUGACAUCGUUCUUGCGGCGGCCUACUCGCACGAGCUCCCCCGCUAUGGCAUCAAGCACGGCCUCACCAAUUGGGCAGCUGCCUACGCGACCGGCCUGCUCGUCGCUCGUCGUGCACUUACUAAGCUCGGACUGGCAGACAAGUACGAAGGCGUGACGGAGCCCGACGGAACAAUGACGGAGACCCAACAUAUCGAGGGCGGUCCGCGACCGUUCAAGUGCUACCUCGAUGCCGGACUCAAGCGCACUUCGACUGGCAGCAGAGUCUUUGGCGCUCUCAAGGGUGCAUCCGAUGGCGGCAUCUUCAUCCCCCACAACGAGAAGCGAUUCCCAGGCUACGAUCCAGAGACGAAGGAGCUAGAUUCUGAGGUCCUGCUUAGAUACAUCAUGGGAGGUCACGUCAGCGCUUUCCAGGAGGAGUUGCAAGAGGAAGAUCCAGAGCGAUACAAGACCCAGUUCGCAAAGUACGUCGAGGAUGGUGUCGAGCCUGACGAUCUCGAGGAGAUCUACUCAUCCGCGCACGAGAAGAUCCGGGAAGACCCCGCACCCCAGCCGACGGACAAGUCUGAUCUCGCUCAAUGGAAGGAGCUCUCGAAGAAGAACCACCUGCCCAAGUCGACUCGCGCGGAGAAGCAAGCCCGUAUCGCGGACAAGAUCAAGGCCUAUGAGGCUGCCAAGUAGGCGGUUGCCUGUCACGGUCCUGUGUUGUCACGAGUGUGCAUUGGCGUCUCACUCUGCUGUCCGAGUGUGCUACC
This is a messenger RNA of Mixia osmundae IAM 14324, 980 nucleotides long. RefSeq lists its product as uncharacterized. Gene Ontology annotation, molecular function: structural constituent of ribosome; 5S rRNA binding. Lineage: Eukaryota; Fungi; Basidiomycota; Mixiomycetes; Mixiales; Mixiaceae. The transcript has 4 exons. The record is from RefSeq and is a predicted model, not a curated record. Gene Ontology annotation, cellular component: cytosolic large ribosomal subunit; ribosome. The coding region runs from base 16 to 906 and encodes 296 amino acids. Gene Ontology annotation, biological process: translation; ribosomal large subunit assembly.